CAUUUGUCAGACUAACUCACCUGUCUCUCCCCCCCAACCCCCAGUGGAUGAGAGAUGACCCCAGUAGUGGGCUGCUGAAGUAGGUUCACCCUAUUUCAGAACCUUCUCUAAGAACUAAGAAGACUCACUGGAAACAGCACUGAAUGUCACACUCUCACCUCUCAGUUCUCUCCAGGAUAUACGCCAAGUGUAAAAUUACCAUCAUUAUUACAGCGAGCAUCUUCAUACUAAAUAUAUAUACAUAUAUACAUAUACACACACACAUAUAUAUAUACACGUGUGUGUGUGUGUGUGUGUGUGUGUGUGUGUGUGUGUGUGUGACUCUAGAUGGAUUAAGACAAGAUUCCCGGGGCUGGAGAGAUGGCUCAGCGGUUAAGAGCACUGCUCUCCCAGAGGUCCUGAGUUCAAUUCCCAGCAACCACAUGGUGGCUCACAGCCAUCUGUAAUGGGAUCUGGUGCCCUCUUCUGGUGUGUCUGAAGACAGUGACAGUGAACUUACUCCAUGCAUAAAUAAAUAAAUAAAUAAACAAACAAAGGGCAAGAUUCUGAAAUAUUAAACUAUUGGAUAGAAUAUCAUGAUUACACAGAGGCUGGAGGAAUGGCUCAGUGGUUAGAAACACUGGCUGCUUUCCCAGAAGACCCAGGUUCAGUUUCCAGCAACUGUGGUUGUGUGGUGACCCACAACCACCUGUAGCUCCAGUCCCAGGGGAUUCAAACAUACUCUUGGCCUCCAUGGGCACUGUACACAUGCUACACAGACAUACAUGAAGGCACAACACCCACACACAUAAAAAAAAUAAAAAGAAAAACCCAUAAAAAUACUUAUCCUAUUUUUGUAAUAGUGUUGCUUAAAUAUUCAGAAGCACUCUCUCUAAAGCCCCUAGGAUACUCUACUGCUGCUGCCCACUUCUUUAAUCAUUUAUUUAUUUAUUUAUUUAUUUAUUUAUUUAUUGACUGACAGGGUUUCUGGGUGCAGUCUUGGCUGUCGUGGAACCAACUGGCUUUGUAGGCCAGGCUGGCCUUGAACUCACUUAGAUCCACCUGCCUCUGCCUCCCGAGUGUUGGGAUCAAAGGUGUGCGCCACCACACCCUGCUCAGACAAAGUUUUCUCACAGCACAGCACCGCUCACUCAUUUACUUAUUGUCUGUGGCUGUUCUCCUGCCACGCGGAAGCUUAGUAGUUACCAUGGAAACCCUGUGGCAGGCAAAGCUGAAGAUGUUACUAAGUGGCCCUUUAUAGAAAAAGGUCACCGGCUUCUGCUGUAGCUAAAAUCGAGGGACAAGGGAUGAUUCCGGCAGAGUUUUAUCAGGACAGAUAUCUCAAGCAGAGGUGUGUGGAAGGGGUACUUGAGGGAGAACAUUAUAAGGUAACAUUGUUUCGAGCGGGUGCAGGCUUUUGACUUCUUUCUCCUACAGAGGAAGACAUACAGUUGAUGCCUAAGGGGGUUGCUUGGGUGUUCAUGGUGGGUGUGGACAUGGUGAUACCCACCCCCUCCCCUUUCUGCCAUUGCCCAGUUUUUCAGGGCUCUUAGAAUUCAUCCUGGAUGGAUAAACUUCCUCCUCAAACUCCCUGUGUAUACAGAAAAGCUGUUCUAUUAUUCAAAUUCUCCAAGAUCAAGGACAUGAAAUGAAGGCUGCCCCUGGCCCCAUAAGACAUCCGAACAAAUCUCACGGCUUCCAAAUGUGACUGUGUCACCCUGGGAUUAAUACCAAGUAAUCCAGUUCCAGCAUCAAGACAGCGAAAAUAAGCAUUUACUCUCCCGGAAAAUCAUUUUAUACUGAUUACAAGUUGUAGCCUGUCACUGUGACGGGAAUUGGAAAUGUGUACAUUUGCGAGGUUAAUAUUUCUCUCUAAAGCUGCUUUCUCCCCCGCCCCCACCUGCUCAAAAGGGACAGAGCUCGAAGUAAACAUUUGUCCAGAGACAGCUGCCUACUGACACAUGGAGUCCGAGCGACCUUUUCAUUUACUCGCUGGACUGGACAGGGCACAGUAACGUUGAGAAACAAAGUAGCCAUGGUCACUGCUGUUCACGGCUCAGGCGAGAUCAUUCUGUCCUGGGGGCUGGCUCUUAGCUGGAGAGACGGUCAGCCUUGGGCCUGGCUUUUACUUGUGAUACCAGUGGAACCUCAUCCUUAACCAUGACAGUGAUUGUGCCUUGCUGGGGUCAACCCAAUCUACGCUAAAAUCCGCAGGCUGGACACUUUGAAUUGGGAAAGCGCUUGCUGGGCACCCGUGAGACCGGAGUUCAGAUCUCCAGCAUGCUUCGUGUGACUGCAAAUGCCUGUAAUCCCAGCAUGAGGGAAUUGAGACAGGAGGAUGCCAAGUACUCUCUGGUUAGCCAGUCUAGCUAAAUCAGUAACUUCCCGGUCCAGUGAGAGAUCCUGUUUAAAAAGAAAAAUUAAAGGUCAUCUGGACGUGCCAGCGCAUUCCUUUAAUCCCAGCAUCCAAGAAACAGGCACAGAGGCAGGUUGUUCAAAGCCAGCCUGGUGUACAUAGUGAGUUCCAGGCUAGCCAGGGCUAUGUGGGAAGACCCUAUUAAAAAUUGGAACACGAAAGAGGAAAGCCCCCUUAUGUUGACCUCUGACCUCCACAUUCACCUGUGGGCCCCCACACAUGCACACAAACGAAAGCAUGUAUUCACAUGUGCACACACACUAAAUAAUACACAAACAAACAUACAGUUAGAGAUGCUGAAAGCAGCAAUUGGCCAAACCAACAAAGUACGAUCAGCAGUGUGGUCACCGUCCACCUCCCUGCUUCUCCUGUGUCUCUGCUUCAACUCUUUCAACCCAAGGUAAGUCAUGCCAGCUCGUCAGCGGUGUCAUCUCCAAGUCACCCGCAGUGGUUUUGUUUGUUUGUUUGUUUGUUUGUUUUGCUUAGUUCACUCAACUUACAGAGAAUCACCACCUCUGGGAAGCCCUCCGGGGUGACAUGGAGUUAGACUCAGUUUCUCUCAGGCCCUCGUCACAUUCUAACAUGUGAUGCUGGUCCUGCCACAGAGGAACUGGGCCCAAAGUCAUGGCCAAAGGGAAACAGUCUAUAAAAAGCUGACACCCCAAAGCCCCACUCGGAAGCCUCCCCCUCCUCCCCUCAUCAUGAGUGAUCAGUGGAGUUCACCGUCCAAUCGUUUUUGUGCCAAUGCUUGAGAAGAACUGAGCUAUGCUGAAGAGAAGCAGGCAGGGCACCUUUACUCACCAACCCUGGACCGUGGAGUGCUUGCCUUUGCAGUAAAGAACAUCUGGGGACAUCAGAAGUCACGGUCUUACACUGUUACACACCAGCUUCUCUGCGAAAGUUCACUCCGUCUGCCUUCAGUAAUUACAUCUCUAUAAUAUGGCACUAGUGACCAUUAAUUAAUUAAUUAAUUAAUUAAUAUCAGAUAACUGACCACUGGAAGAUUUAAACUAGGCGAUAUUCUAGAAACAUCUAAACAGAGCCCCUUUCUGGCACACAAUAAGCACAUAAUCCCCUCCCCCACUGGAUUGGUGACUGAACCCCCAGGGCCUUAUGUAUGGGAAACCAGGUUCUUGUAACCUGAGCCACGUCUGUCUCCAGCUUUCCUCCACACAGCCUUACUCUGUCUUGUCCACCCAUCCGCCCAUCCAUCCAUCCAUCUAUCUGCCCAUCUGUCCAUCCAUCCAUCCAUCCAUCCAUCCAUCCAUCCAUCCAUUUAUGAUAGGGUCUCUCUAUGUAACCCUGGCUGUCCUAGAAUUAAUUCACUCUGUAGACCAAGCUGGCUUCAAACUCACAGCGAUGUGUCUGCCUUUCUCCCUGUGCGCUGGCAUUAAGGCAUGUGCCAUUAGUGGAGUGGCUUUUUGGAUUUCAACCUAAAUCUGUUAUUCUUGGAAAUUUCCAGAGAAGUCCAGAGAAGUGUUUCUGUUUCUCUUCUUGUUUUGAGACAAGGUUUCUCUGUGUAGCUCCUGGAACUCACUUUGUAGACCAGGCUGGCCUGGAACUCACAUUCACCUGCCUUCACCUACCAAGUGCUGGGAUUAAAUAUGAGAGCAACCACACCCUGUUUCUAUGUUUUUGUAACUGGCUUUUCCCCUGCCUCUUGCCUGGGUCUCUGAUGUUGGCCUUAUGAUCUGUCCCCCCCAAUACCUGUGUUACUACAGUGGAUUAGAUUUUUGUUGUUGGUGAUGUUGGUGGUUUUGUUGUUGUUGGUGCUAUGGUGGUGGUGGUGGUGGUGGUGGUGGUGGUGAUGAUGGUGGUGGUGGUGGUUUUGGUGGUGGUUCUGGUGGUAGUGGUGGUGGUGGUAGUUUUGGUGGUGGUGGUAGUUUUGGUGGUGGUGGUGGUUUUGGUGGUGGUUCUGGUGGUAGUGGUGGUGGUGGUAGUUUUGGUGGUGGUGGUAGUUUUGGUGGUGGUGGUGAUGGUGGUGGUGGUGGUGGUAGUUUUGGCGGUGGUGGUGAUGGUGGUGGUGGUGGUUUUGGUGAUGGUGGUGAUGGUGGUGGUGAUGGUGGUGAUGGUGGUGGUGGUUUUGGUAAUGGUGGUGAUGGUGGUGGUGGUGGUGAUGGUGGUGGUGGUGGUGGUGGUGAUGGUGGUGACUGUGGUGAUGGUGAUGGUGGUGAUGGUGGUGAUGGUUUUGGUGGUAGUGGUGAUGGUGGUUUUGGUGGUGAUGGUGGUGAUGGUGGUGGUGAUGGUGGUGGUAGUGGUGGUGGUGGUGAUGGUGGUGGUUUUGGUGGUGGUGGUGGUGGUGAUGGUGGUGGUUUUGGUGGUGGUGGUGGUGGUGAUGGUGGUGGUGGUGGUGAUGAUGAUGGUGGUGGUGCUAUGGUGGUAGUGGUGGUUUUGGUGAUAUUGUUGGUUAUACAUGUAUUUAAUGGGCAUUUCCCACUGAGCUUUGAUACUUGCAGCCAGAACUUCUCGUAACACUUUUUGUUUUACUGAUUUAUUUAUUUAUUUUGAGGUGGGGUCCAGCCUGGCCUGGAAAUCCUCAUGAAUGCUAGGAUUACUGACAAAGGUCCCCUCAUUUAUUUGUAUGUCCCAAUGCCCAUCGGGGCAUGACAUUCACUGAAGCAAACGAGCACUGGGCAGAAUCGCCCACCCUCCAACGGCUGCACCUGCACUUGCAGAAUUGUUUCCUUCUGGGCCCAGGGCCCAGCCUAGAACACAAUCUUAGACACACAGUAGAUGCUCAUUAAACACUUGCCUAGUUACACCCAGUCUUUCUGGCAUCUUUAGAAGCCAUGUUCGUCAGGGGCUGCUAAGCUUCUUCGCCAGGAAAUGCCACCACCGGGUUAGUUUUAGACGGCUUUCACUACGUAGCCCAGGUUGGCCUCAAGCUCAGAUCCUCCAGUCUCAGCUUCUCUACUACUGGGUUUCUAGGUGUCACGCUCAGCGAUUCCCAUCGGGCUUAGUUGUCCUGUAACGGCCUUAGUUUUUCACUCCCUCAGUGGCCGGAUGCACGUGGGAGGUGCCUCGUGAAGGGUUUUUGGGGUGGCUUAGUUUUGGGGUGGCUUAGCCUUUCUAUUGCUGUGACAAAAACACAAUGAUUGAAGAGUAAGUUGGGGAGGAAAGGGUUUGAUGGCACCACCCUCCGGACUCCGCCGUCAGUCUCUAAUAAAGAAAAGGCUCUACUGACUUGGCCACAGCCUGGUGUUAGGGAGGCCUCUUCUCAGUCGGGCUGCCUCCUCUCAGAUGACUCUAGCUUAUGUCAAGCUGACAUAAACCAGCCCAGGGAGGGGAUGCAGAUGCUUUCUACCUGAGACAGAGUCUUGACUACCAGGCUGUUUUCCCCUAGGUGGAGAACUGAGGACAAAAGGAAUUUGGACAUUUCCCUGCCUGGCCUUGAUUUACCCCUGCCAGCCUUCACCCAUGGUGUGAACUGGCCAGUGGCGUUUUCCUUUGGCUGCUGUUCUGUCUUGUCCAGACAGGGACCUACAGGUAGCCAGAUAGGGAAGUCCAAAGUUAGGCUUCCAGAAUAUCCAGCACUGAAUUGAACGAAGCCCAGCCCAGUCUGAAUAUGAUCCUCAAAUUAGGAGCCAGACGGGCAAGUAGGCUGCAGGAAGCAUGGCUGCCUGGGCUCUUCAGGCCACUGUCUCUGAGGCUGCAGGAAGCGUGGCUGCCUCGGUUCUUCAGGCUACUGUUUCUGACAUUUUAAACAGAAGGCAUGGGAGGCUCUGGGUAAAGGUUGGGGCGGAGGCUUAGAUAUUCCAGGAAUCUGCGGCCAGAGCCUAAUGAAAAUCUGACAGAAAGCAACCUCUCCCCACUUUAAAAGACUCUGUCCAGGCAGGCCUGUGGAUUCAAAAGCCAUUGAGGAGGAAGUGGCUGCCAUGUUCCAGCCUUUGACAUCAGGGUGACCUCAGAAAGAGUUAUUUAAUUCCAAAGCACAUCAACGGGCUAUUCACACGUAGGGAGGGGAAAAGAAAAGGAUUUAUAUCCCUUUCAUAUAUAAAAGGAAACAGAUGUGAUUUUCUUUACAAAGAGCAUUUCAUUAAAAAAAAAAAGGCGAGGCAGAGUUAACAUAACCAUUAUUCUCCGUCACAGGAAAAGCCAACGCUGUUUGCCUGUCAUUAUAGAAGGUAGCGAAAUCCUUCCAUCCCCCAAUUUCUCGUAAACAUUCCCCCCGCCUUCUGGGAGCAGGUCUCUGUUUCCCAUCUCACAACGAAGCCAUUUUCUUAGACUAACGUUUUAUAUACACAGCUCGGAUACAAUGCAAACUCCGGGUAUCCCAAAGGCAACGGGGCAUUCGUUUAUACUAAAUCGGAAGUGUCACCCUUGGCAACCUGCAGCGGUGAAACAUUUAUUCAGGCUUGCAUCCGUGGCACUUAGAAUUAUUUCUUUCAUGCCUGAUAGCCAAAUUACAAUAUGGCAGGCUUCCCUGGAGCCAUGGGAUCAUUAGUGCCAGCUCACAACAUACUUUCAACUGAUAUGGCAUUUCAUGUACAGCUGCCAAUCAAAAACCGGGAUAUGCAAAUGGGGACGGGAGCCCCGGUGUACAGUUCCUGUACUGUGAGCUCCUCACAGAUUUCCUUAAUGACUAGCAGUCAUUCCGCUGAGUAGAAGCAGAAAGAACACACAGGAAAAUUCCCCCAGGAAGCUGGUUGCAAGAGCCAGGAAUUUUUUUCCCCCCAUUGAUUUCCAUAUUUACUCUCUCGCUUGCCCCCUCUCUGUGUGCUUCUAAACAGGACGUCUAAAAUAUGGGAGCGGAGCUCGUUACAUAAAUACAGCCUCGUCAUUGUGGCGGAAAUGGUCAGGCCACAUUAAGAUGCUUGCAGAGGGCUCCCUUUGCAUAAGGGCUUGGGGUCCGGACCUUAGUGUAGGAGGCAGGCUCGCUGUGAGGCCGCUUGGCCCCGCGGGUCAUAAACGCCCCCUGACGGAUGGAGCUGGGUCCUUGCCUCGGAGGAGGAGGCACAGUAUCCUUUGUGUUUUCCGGUCCCCGCUUUCCUUUCCUCCUUGGCCCAGAGUCCUGCUUGCAACAGUCAGUUCUAGCCGUCCCCAGGGGCUUGCUCUCCAAGCUCUCAUUCAGGGCCUUGUUCUGUCUGUUUCUCUCUACCAAGCCCAGUACGGGCGGAGUGACAUAGCGUCAAGGAAUGGACCGCAUUACCUAACAGAGUAGAACUGUGUUCCAGAACCUUGGGUUUAAACUUGCGAUCUCACGGGGGACUGAGGAACGUCUUUGUUGGAAGUGCUCAUUACACCUUGGUUUGCUCAUCACAUGUUGUAUAGGCACCUCAUAAUGUCACCCGGUACCCACAACUAUACACAAGUUUUAUGUAUCAGGAGCAGUGAGGAGGCCCCCCCCACCCGCUGAUGGAGAGUGUGUGUGAGCUCCCGAACUGCCCAGUGUGAGUGUGGGCCACCCACUUUCCCCCGACCCCCCUGCACCCAGGAGAACCUGCUGGGGUCUGAGGGACGGACACACCACCACUGUAAACAGGCCCCCACCAGUUAGUGUCUGUGAGAUGCUGACUUCGGGGUUCUCCUUUAUGUUCCACUUCUGAGAAGCCAUGAAAUAUCAAACGCUAAUGAUGUGACAUUCCAAAGUGAUAAAAAUCCCUUUCAAGAAA
Messenger RNA from Rattus norvegicus (Norway rat), 8007 nucleotides. NCBI's taxonomy places the organism in Eukaryota, Metazoa, Chordata, Mammalia, Rodentia, Muridae. The record is from RefSeq and is a predicted model, not a curated record.